UACUAACCGAACACCAUGUCUUCUCCUCCUUUUCCCUAUUUUUUCCAGAUAUCAAAACAGAUGAACCAAGUGUGUAGUUCGAUACUGAACUCCACCUUCCAGAAGCUCCAGACACAGAUGCUGAAUCGUUUUCAGAUCGUGAAAGCAAAAAUGCCACGCAGAGAAUCCGCCCGUCGAAAUCACCCGCUGGCCUGCGAAUGUGAUAUCCUGGAAACCUGCUCAAUGCGUCUAUCGCUGCUGCAGAUGACAUUCGGCAAACAUAUCGAGCGGAAGCACUGUUGCUUUUUUCCUGGCGGGAUCCUGGAUGAGGUGUACUCGGUGCUAAAUUAUAUCCGGAGCACACCGACGUUGGCCCGACCCUUCAAGGUGACCGACGAGCUGUUUGACCUGUCGACGAUGGCCAUGGAGUACUUUAGGGAGCACCUGGAACCAAACUUACCUGAUAUAGCAUGCUUUAGCAAAGACUACACAUCUAGUACAAAACCGUUCACGACCCUGGAGGUAUCGUCCUCCAUCCUGUCGCGGGACACAUCACACUCGAGCUCGUCCUCGCCGCCCCAGAGCAACAUGGUGCUCCGGAAGGGUAUACGCAAAAUCAAACAGGGAAUGAAGAGAUACAAUAAUCAGCUGUCGGUGCUGCGAAGCGAGUUGCGUACCUGCAAGCGGAAGGCCACCGAGCAGGCGAAACAAAUUGCCGAGCAGCAGAAACUGCUGGCGGAACAGCAGAAGCAAACACUUGACUAUGCAAAUCGGCUCGACGAGAACGACAAAAAGAACGAGGAGAUAUCGCGGAAAUUUUCCACUCUGCUACAGGAACUGAAUAAGUGCAAAACCGAACUGCAAUACUGGCGAUCCAAAAGCCCGGCGACGCCCAACUGCAACGCCUGCGGUCAAGCCAUAGUGGCCAUGCCUCCGGAAGACCUACAAGCACUGGUCAACCAAGGCGUCCGGCCGGAGGAAGUGGGUCUGCCGGUGAUUGCAGAAGAACCGGCAGAUCUCCGGGAGGACAUCGACAACGCCCUGAUGGAUCUGGAUGCCCAACCGAUGUCCCCACUUCCUCCGGCAGUGGCUGUGGUAGCAGUUAUUGGUUCACCCCGGAGUCAGAAACGGAAGUAUGAAAGCGUUGUCGAAAGUAGUGCCAGCGAUGAGGCCCCAUUGGCCGGGUCAUCUUCCCCCAGCAGUGGAAGUGAAUCGGCAUCCGGGUCGUCUUCACCUCGAAACCCACCAUUCGCUUCGGCUCCAUUGGCUUCGAUUGUGGCAUCGUAUUCAUCGUCGGUGGCGGCUGGACCGUCAUCCUUAUCCCCACAUCAUCAUUCUUCAUUCAGUUCGGUGGCCUCGUCGGAGCCACCAGCAUCGGCUGUGUUGUCCCUAUUGGUACCCCCCGUCUAUUCCUCUCCCCCUCAUUCUUCCCAGGCUAGCCUGCUCUCCCCUCAGCAAGCUUCAGUGGCUUCAUCAUCAAACGUUUCCUCCCAUCUGAGUGCCACUGCUGGCUGCAGCAGCGGUGCUAGCAGUAGUGAUAGUGUUAAUCAUAAGAAACUACGAAGAGUACAAAAUAAAGCUAGAUCACAAACUAAUCACAAUAAUAGCGCCAAUGUGACCAACACGAACACAAAGGCAACUAGAAGUAAGCAUCUGGAGAAAUAAAUCCACCCGAGAACAAUUGAUCUGAACUAUCUAACCCGUAGUAGAUAUGAUUUGAACUAGCAGACUAUAUAUAUAAAUGUAGAACAAACACAAACCAAUUCCCUUCCCUUUGAUUGGGAUAAACAAAAAUUCUAAUGACAAUUGUUAGUUAAUUUUUUAUAGAUCUAGUUAGUUUCAUUCGCUUUUGUAUUUCUGACUUCCGUUAAAAUUUUAACAUUUCUCCACCAUUCUUUUCGUUCCUUUAUAUUCGUUUUAAUUUACGUACUAAUUAACCGAUUUACUUUCAUUGUUUGGCAUUUUAACAUUUUGUAUUAUUCUGUCAAAGAGUUUCGACAACUGUCUACAAAUUCUACCAUAACUCCAAAUACACUAUUUACCAUAUGUUAAUUCUUUGUCUGAACAGGCUCUAGAUAUUCAUAAAAUAGACCGAAUCGUUGUCUCAAUGUACCAAUAGUUUAUAUUUUAACUUACCACAACCUAUAUCAAUAGAAGCAAGCGCUGGAAAACCACACGUUUCACUAACACACUUUCUCUCAAGAUGUCACCCACACCAAAAGAAAACAAAAUAAACAAGGAACCAUCCUUACAAACAAUAA
Messenger RNA from Aedes albopictus (Asian tiger mosquito), 2240 nucleotides. RefSeq lists its product as uncharacterized. Gene Ontology annotation, cellular component: nucleus. The record is from RefSeq and is a predicted model, not a curated record. The coding region runs from base 16 to 1644 and encodes 542 amino acids. The transcript is spliced from 6 exons. Gene Ontology annotation, molecular function: transcription coactivator activity. Gene Ontology annotation, biological process: positive regulation of DNA-templated transcription. NCBI's taxonomy places the organism in Eukaryota, Metazoa, Arthropoda, Insecta, Diptera, Culicidae.